Molecule: messenger RNA, 828 nt
Organism: Darwinula stevensoni
Lineage: Eukaryota; Metazoa; Arthropoda; Ostracoda; Podocopida; Darwinulidae
Source: the annotation of a GenBank genome assembly
AUGGAGUCGGCGAGGCGACUGGGGAUCCUGCAGGCCGUCGGUUUCCUCAUCUUCUUCAAUUCCUGCUCACGCGGAACGUCGCAGAAGAUAACGAUCGUACAAAAGAUUUUCUACGAGCUCGGUGGCGUCAACGCAGCGAUCCGGAAUUCCUUACUCGGCUUCGCCGGCUUCGACCUCGCGAUCUGCGCGGAUUCGUGUGCCAGGAACGUGGAAUGCGUGGCGUUUUCUCUCGAGACGAACCCCAGCACCACGGUCUGUCAAUUGGGAAGCGAGUCUUCAACCGUCGUGGAAAAUCCCCCCGGCAUGACAGCUACGCUCUAUUCCACCCGCUCCGUUCCACGCGGUUACAACCUCGCUAUGGUCACGGACAAGAUGCAUUUCCUCAAGCCUUUCACCGAAUUCAUGAACUACACCGAUGGGUUGGCCGCUUGCAAGGCGGACGGAGCGGACCACCUCGUUCAGGAUGACAAGGGCAUCUAUUGGCACGACUACACCGUACAGUACGCCACAUCGAAUAUUGCAUCGCCCAGCACCUUUUGGUUGGGAGGCGACGACCUCGAUGGGGAUCAUAUCUAUACUUGGAACGACGGAACGUUGGUGUCGGCUUCGCCUGCGACCUAUUGGGAUACCAUAGCCGGACAACCUUCCUUUGCUAAGGACGGGAUCCCAGAGCAAUGCAUGCAGAAUUAUUGGUUUUCAGACGUUGGGAUGGGUUUCCAUGGAUUUGGAGUCCUGCAAGUAAGAAUGUUGAAUGUCUCUGAGAAGAUGGGUUCCAAGCCAAUUGUCCAAUUCCCCAUUUUGUUGGAGGGCGUGCGCAUGUCUAGAAGA